This is a messenger RNA of Brienomyrus brachyistius, 2190 nucleotides long. It is a transcript of the gene ccdc47, whose product is annotated as coiled-coil domain containing 47. The record is from RefSeq and is a predicted model, not a curated record. Gene Ontology annotation, molecular function: calcium ion binding. Gene Ontology annotation, cellular component: endoplasmic reticulum. Bases 205 to 1656 code for a protein of 483 amino acids. NCBI's taxonomy places the organism in Eukaryota, Metazoa, Chordata, Actinopteri, Osteoglossiformes, Mormyridae. The transcript is spliced from 13 exons. Gene Ontology annotation, biological process: endoplasmic reticulum calcium ion homeostasis.
CUCUAAGGAACCCGAACAGCGAAGAAUAAGGAGUCGGUGUCAGUUGAAUUUUAUGUAGUUAAUUCACCACGGUUGCACGUUGAGCAACAUUUUCCAGUUUCGUUUCUUUCGCCAAAACAAUAGUAAAGUUACUAGAACACGUAAAUUCGAGUUGUCAGGCUACAGUUCUGUAUUUAUAACGAAGGCGACUUACACGAUCUGACCAUGCGGGCUCUUCUGCUCCUCCACACGUUGCUCCUGCUUUCCUUGAUGCCCUUCUGCUGGGGUGGUUUUGAUGACGGGGAGGAUUUGUCGGAGUUUGAUGACAGCGACUUCGCGGAGUUUGAGGAGAUGGGUGAUGAUGCAGAUGCAGAUGCUGAACCCGUGCCUCCAGUGAUGGUGGACAGCUCACCCAAUAGCGGUGGCGACAACGGUGCCCUCGAUGAUGAGGCCACCGUGGAGCUGGAGGGAGAUCAGGAGGGCUUUGAGGACUCCGACCCUCCGGAGGAAGAUGUGUACAGCAAGUAUGACACAGAGGAAUUUGAAGGCUUUGAGAAGUCCAGUCCUCCUCCUAAGGACGAAAUCAAUUUCUUGAUGGUACCUUCCCACCUGCACAGCGGCUGGGAGAGCUACUACAUAGAGAUUCUCAUGGUAACCGGGCUUUUGACCUACAUUGUGAACUACAUCAUUGGCAAGAACAAGAACAACCGGCUAGCGCAGGCCUGGCUCAACUCUCACAGAGAGCUUCUGGAGAAGAACUUUGCCCUUGUAGGGGAUGAGGGCACCAGCAAGGAUGCUGUGAGCACGGGGAAGCUGAACCAGGAGAAUGACCACAUCUACAACCUGUGGUGCUCGGGCCGCGUCUGCUGUGAAGGCAUGCUUGUUCAGAUGAAGUUUUUAAAGAGGCAGGACCUGCUGAAUGUGCUGGCCAGGAUGAUGAGGCCUAUGUGUGAUCAAGUGCAAGUCAAAGUGAUGCUGAAUGAUGAGGACAUGGACACCUUCGUCUUUGCCGUGGGCACAAAAAAGGCGAUGGCACGGAUCCAGAAGGAGAUGCAGGACUUGAGUGAGUUCUGUGGCGACAAACCCAAAUCUGGAGCCAAAUAUGGACUCCCAGAGCACCUGGUCAUCUUGUCGGAGAUGGGAGAGGUGACUGAUGGAAUGCUGGACACUAAGAUGGUUCACUUUCUGGCCAACAACGCGGACAAAAUCGAGUCUGUCCAUUUCUCAGAUCAGUUCUCCGGCGCCAAGCUCGUGCAGGAGGAGGGUCAACCUUUAAAGAUGCCCGAAUCAAGAAAGACACUACUUUUUACAUUCAAUGUUCCUGGCAUGGGAAACGUGUCCCCCCGAGACAUGGAGUCUCUGUUUCCCCUCAUGGACAUGGUCAUCUACAGCAUCGACAAGGUCAAAAAGUUCCGUCUCAAUAGGGAGGGUAAGCAGAAGGCCGAGAAGAACAGGGCUCGUGUGGAGGAGAACUUCCUGAAGCUGACCCACACUCAGCGUCAGGAGGCUGCCCAGACGCGCCGUGAGGAGAAGAAGCGUGCUGAGAAGGAGCGCAUCAUGAACGAAGAGGAUCCAGACAGACAGCGCCGCCUGGAGGAGGCAUCUCAGCGCAGGGAGCAGAAGAAGAUGGAGAAGAAAAUGAUGAAGAUGAAACAGAUCAAGGUUAAAGCCAUGUGAAGUCAGCAUGGGUCAGACCCAAAAUCGUGGGUGAAUUUUUAUGAGUAUUCACUAAGGAUGUGCUGAAAUCAGUGCAGUUUCUGUUUUGGUUACUUAGAUUCACAUACCGUCAAUUGUGCAUUAUAGGUUUAACUCUAUUUUUUUUUUUUAAUUUUAAACAUGCUUAAAUAUGGAUGCCUGCAGGAAAACUUUGAUCGCACAACCUGAUGUCUCAAAAUUCCAAAGAAAUGUAAAAGUUUGACAUUUACAUGGGUAGGAGCUUUGUUAUUUCACGCUGGUUAUUAAUCCAUGGGCGUUUGGUGAAUUGGAAUAAAGUUUAAAGUCUUCCACGGACUGUUGUCUAAGAAUGCUUAAAUUUCUUCUGUUCAUGUAAAUUUUAAACCAGGUGUACAUUUAGGUGUUUAUGCUUUCAUACUGUAAAAAAAUGCAUUCAGCUGAAAUUUUUAUAAAUGAAAUUAAAUGGCUUUAUUUAUGUAAAGAUUUAACUUUACAUUGAUAACAAAUAAACUUCAUCUAAACAGUCAUACAUUAAAA